Molecule: messenger RNA, 2501 nt
Organism: Diceros bicornis minor
Lineage: Eukaryota; Metazoa; Chordata; Mammalia; Perissodactyla; Rhinocerotidae
Product: zinc finger protein 564-like
Exons: 6
Coding region: 102-611 (169 amino acids)
Biological process (GO): regulation of transcription by RNA polymerase II
Cellular component (GO): nucleus
Molecular function (GO): RNA polymerase II transcription regulatory region sequence-specific DNA binding; DNA-binding transcription factor activity, RNA polymerase II-specific
Source: RefSeq, a predicted model, not a curated record
UUAAAGGGACCCUGGUGGCUCUGCCGCAGCCUCUAUCCGGCUGUGAUCUGCACUGGCCGUGGGAGUCACAGGAAGGACUCAGGGGACCCAGGAGUAUAGACAUGGUCUCAGUGGCCAUUGAGGAUGUGUCUGUGACCUUCACCCUGGAGGAGUGGGCUUUAUUGGAUCCUUCACAGAAGAAACUCUACAGAGAUGUGAUGUCGGAAACCUUCAAGAAUCUGGCCUCCAUUGGAAAGAAAUGGAAAGAUCAUGACAUUGAAGAUCAGUACAGAAACCAGGGGAGAAAACAAAGAAGUCAUAUGGUAGAGAGACUCUUUAAAAGUAAAGAGGGUGAUCAAUAUGGAGAAAACUUCAUCCUUGUUCCAAAUCUCAGUCAGAACAAGAAAACUCCUGGAGUGAAACCACGUGAAUGCAGUGCAUGUGGAAAAGUCUUCAUGCAUCAUUCAUCUGUUAAGAGGCACAUGAGAUGUCACACUGAACACAAACCAUCUGAGUAUCAAAAGUAUGGAGAGAAGCCAUAUAAAUAUUUUAUCUGCGUAAGGUCUCAUGUGUAUAGGAAGCACGUUAUGCUGUUAAUACUGCUAGCCAGGAUGUUUCCUGAUUCACCUUGACAUCCACAGUGGUGCAUUCAAAAAGAAGGACCUGGGAGUCUGUUUCUCUGCUGCAUUCUGCAGUGGCUGCCUUGACUUGCUUCUCCCAUGUGAGAAGAAGCACCUUCCUCCACUCAGAAAGACUGUUAAAUGUUACUUAUAGAUGAACGUGAUCAGUAGUUGUUUCAUAGAAAUAGCUUAUCAACUGUCUUCUAAGUCCUCAUAUGCUAACAAAUAUUAUUGUUUUUUAUUUCAUCAGAGGAUAUAUUAAAAUAUUCCAUUAUAAUUAUGGAUUUUCAGAUAAACUUUUCAGUUUUAUUUAAUCAUUUUACAUUAUGAGUCAGUAUUAUCAUGUGCAUACAAGUUCAGGUAUUUUUUCCUCAGGAAAAUUUUAUUUUUUAUUCUUUUACAGUUAUAAUUUUUGUCAUGAAACUAUUCUUAUGCAUUCUCAAUACCAAAAAUUUAAAUCAUGGUUUUCUCAGUGUCCUUUGCUAGUGACCCAGAGGAUCACAUCUGUAAUCAAAGAGAGGGGUGUAAUGAAUUCUAAUAAGAAUGACCACAGACCAUACAGGAUUGUGAGGUGUAACAGUGACAGGGUGCUAAGAAGGACUUCUUAUAGGAUUUUGGCAGGUGUUAGAUGAGUUGAUUGCUAUUCAAGGAAGCAAGACAUUUUUCUGUAUUGAAUGCUGUGAGAAGGUAAACUCUAUUCUAUCCUUGGUAAACAUAAUCAUUGUUUUCUAGAAGACGGUGGCAAUUUAAUGGAGCUAAACUUAAUUUCUAAGACGCUCCAGUCAGUCAUAUUAGUAAGAAGAGGGAAAUAAUGAUCAUUUUUAUGAUUUGGAAUUUUAUAUUUUUCCAUUUUUAGAGAUAGAGUUACAAAGUUCCCUUAUACAUAUCCUGGUCCAUUGUGGUUACCAUUUACCUUUGAUGAAUGAUGUGUGACAUUUUUCUCAUCAACAGGAUGAGACUUGCCCUUGCAGUGACUGCAGGCAGCUCCUGGUGCUCUGGGGCAGAUUUUGGCUUUACUACUUAUUAUCAAAACACUGAUGUAUCUCUUAUGGUGUAUUAGACCCUGUUUACCAUAAAGUACCUCAGUUAAAAUACAUAGAUUCUCUCCUUAAUAUACUACAUAAUAUUAUUAAUAUUUCCUUUGUGACUCAACUGAGGCCUUUGAGUUUAGGUAAAUUGUGAGACAGUACAAACCUAGCAAGGGAGAGAGGGCCACUGUGCCAAUCAAGGCUUUCUUUCUCGGAGACUAUGCUCUUGAUGCUAAUGUUUCAACAUCCCUCACAUGCCAUGCACUAUAGAGUCAGUGUACCCAAUUCAGUAGAAAUAAGGCACAGUAGGAUUUGGAUAUAGUGACAUGAAAUAAAGCAGUUCUUGCAGUCGUGGUGCUUAUAUGUUUCUGGGAAAAGAGAUGGUUAACAAAUGGUAAAACUUUGGUUUGUAAGCUGGAAGUAAGGGCUUUGAAGAAAAGUGAAAAAACAAUAUGAGCUAAUAGGGAGGCUGAGGUGUGUGUAUAUCUUUUCUGCUAGCGUAAGAGUGAGUGAGGAUGUCAUUAUUAUGGUUACCUGGACUUGAGACUUGCUAUUAAUUUAGGCCACAGAUAAUUGUGGUGUCUUUUUGUGUUUAAUAUUAUAGGAGACAAUUUUCAUUUACCUUUAAAUGUUUAAAAUGUUUAGUUUUUUCAUUUUGCUGCUUUACAGACUGAGUGCGCAACAUGUACCACUAAACCAUGGAGUUCCUCCAUUUAGAGAAACAGUUACAAUCACCUGCACUGUUCUAGUGAUGCCGACCCUGAUAUCUGUUCCCCUACGUUAAACCCAGCAUAUAUGGUGUUAAAACCAAAAGCACUCAUCCCCUUUCCCUGCUUCUCUAAGUUACAUUCAUAUGUAAAUAUCAGUUUUUUAA